Molecule: messenger RNA, 2952 nt
Organism: Arabidopsis thaliana (thale cress)
Lineage: Eukaryota; Viridiplantae; Streptophyta; Magnoliopsida; Brassicales; Brassicaceae
Product: Transducin/WD40 repeat-like superfamily protein
Exons: 8
Coding region: 376-2460 (694 amino acids)
Source: RefSeq, marked reviewed
GUCCGCACAAAAAAUUAAAUGUCCUUCCCAAAUCAGAUUCGGACAAUCUUCUUCUAAACUAUAAUUAUUAUUUCUCUUCCUUCUUCUUCUUCCUCUGUGCCACAGAUUCUCUCUUUUUCCUUCAUCAAAUCUACGCUUCUUUCUUUGUCUGACAAAAAAAUAUAUAUCAAAAUCAACUCUUUUUUUUUUUCUCUUGUUUAUUCCAGAAUCUGUAUACAUAACCAGAAAAAUAAAAUAAAAUAAGAGACAAGAGUGAAAAGAACAAGUUCUUCUAGAUGUUGUUGUUGUUGUUGUCUCAUGGGUUCUUCGUUUUCUGAGCUCUUCGACAUCAUAAAUCUCCACAUGCAGCUUUGAGAAUUGAGGACGAAAGGAGAAAUGGAAUCACUAAUUGAAGAAGAAGAAGAGUCUCGAUUUUUCGAUGCUCACGAAGAAAUCGCAUCUUGUUCAAGUCCUUGUAAAAUCGAAUCUCCAUCGUCGAUUUCUGGAGAAUUUCGUUACGAUGUUUGGAUCAAAAGCCCUGGUAACACUGAGGAGCGUCGUGAGAAGUUUUUGAAGUGGAUGGGUUUAAGUAGUACUGUAAACGAAUCGAAAUCAGGUAAUGUGUAUCGGUUAUCGAGCUCGGUUAACGAAUCAGCGGUUUUGAUGAGUUUGAAAUCUGAUGACGAUGAGUUUAGCUCUUCUCGUUGUGAUUCUUUUAGUCCAAGUGAGAGUGUAGAUAGAGUUGUGAAUGAGAGUUUGUGUAAAGAGGAAGGAGAAGUAGAUAGUGGUAUGGUUUUGAGGAAUUUGGGUUUUGUUGAUGAUGGUGAUAUUAGCUCUAGUCUUUGUUCUUUAUCAUCAUCUCCUGUAUCGGAUAAGAUUGUGAAGGAACAUGGUGAACCUAAGUUGUUACCAGACCCGAUGGUUGCUGAGGAGGAACGGGAAGUAAGUGGGAUUAUGAAGAGGGUUAAGGAGAAAUGGUUGAGUCGGUUGUACAAAGUGCGGAACAAGCGAAGUGCGGGAGGAGAUGAUAAUGGCGGUGAAGUUGCGGUUUGCGGGAGUAGGAUUGAGAGAGUGAAGGUGAAAGAGUAUAAAAAAGAGGCUAAGGAGCUUUCUGCUCUUUUUAAAGGUCAAGAGAUACAAGCUCAUGAAGGAGCGAUUCUCGCUAUGAAGUUUAGUCCUGAUGGGAGGUAUCUUGCGAGUGCUGGUGAAGAUGGGGUUUUGCGGGUUUGGAGUGUUGUUGAAGACGAAAGAUGUGAAGAACAUGAUGUUCCUAAGAUUGAUCCUUCUUGUAUAUACUUUGAAGUGAGUAAACUCUCUGAGUUGAGACCGGUGGCUGUAGAAAAGGAUGGGAUUACUGGUUCGUUGAUGAGUCCAAGGAAGACAACAGAGUCUGCUUGUGUUAUUAUUCCCCCAAAGAUUUUUCGGGUUCUUGAUAAACCGCUUCACGAGUUUCUCGGUCACAGUGGUGAUAUCCUUGAUAUCUCUUGGUCCAAGAACAAUCGUCUGUUGUCAGCUUCAGUAGACAAUAGUGUUCGGCUUUGGCAGAUCGGCUGUGAGGACUGUCUUGGAAUCUUCUCUCACAAUAACUACGUUACAUCCGUUCAGUUUAACCCGGUUGAUGAUGAUCACUUCAUCAGUGGUUCCAUAGAUGGAAAAGUUCGUAUCUGGUCAGCUUCACAGUGCCAAGUUGUAGAUUGGGCCGAUGCUAGAGGCAUUGUAACCGCAGUUUGUUAUCAACCUGAUGGGCAGGCAGUGAUUAUCGGAACUUUGACAAGCGAUUGUCGCUUCUACAAUGUAUCAGGCCACUGCCUUCAACUUGAUGGUCAUAUAUGUCUGCACAACAAAAAGAAGUCGUCGAAUAAACGAAUAAUCGGCUUUCAGUUUGAUUCUACUGACCCAAGCAGAGUCAUGGUGGCAUCAGCAGAUUCACAAGUGAGGAUCAUUAGUGGUCGCAACGUUGUCCACAAAUACAAAGGAUCUCGAAAUGCUGGAAACCAGAUAUCGGCAUCUUUUACAGCAGACGGGAAGCAUAUAGUCUCUGCGUGUGACGAUUCAUCGGUCUACGUCUGGAACUGCGUUGGACACGACCCUGAACAGUCGUCUCCUGGUUUUUUCUCUCACACCAAACGACUUAAAAUCCGAUCAUUCGAAAAAUUCUCUGCGGAUGUUUCAGUAGCUAUCCCGUGGUGCGGAUUUACGCCUGUACUCUCCGGCGGAUCCGAGCUAUCGCCAUCGCUCUUCUCAUUAGGGCGCGAGUACGUUCUCGAUUCUCCCAAGGGAUCUGCCACUUGGCCGGAAGAGAAGCUAGCGAGCUCGUUUUCUCCGGUGAAAGCGAUCCGUAGAUCGCAUUACAAAUUCCUCCGGUCUUCGUGCCGGAGAACGUCGGAGUCAUCUCAUCUCUGGGGAUUGGUUAUAGUCACCGGUGGUUGGGAUGGACGGAUCAAAUUGUUUCACAACUAUGGUUUGCCUGUUCCCGUUUGAAAUCCAACGAGGCUACGAAACGCUCCUUCUCAAACGUCGACGUAUAAACUCUUCUGUUUCGAAAAGUGGUGAAGUUAGAAGCCAUAGUUUUUGGAGUUUAUACGGGCCUAAGUUUGGGCCUAACACGGUGGCCCGGUGGGUCGUAGCUGAGUGUCACCAAUAUCGGAGCUAGCCUGAGCUGAAGGUUCGGAAUUGCUUCAUGGGUAGGGAAAACGAAAAGAAGAAGGGGUGACUCAGAUUUUUGCCUUUUUUAAUCGUAAAAAUUAUUAGUAUUAUACUUGUCAGUUUUUUUUUUUUCCUUCUUUUUGUAAGUAAUAAUAUAUAGGGAAAUGUAACUGAGGCCUGUGUUUUUUCGUGUAUAUACCAUGGUUUUCUCUCCAAUACUAUAUUUUUGGUACAUAAUACUGGUGUUACAAAACCUUAAAUCAUUGUGUAAAUAGUCAUAGUAUGUGGCGUUAUCAAUUAUUUUUUAAUAUAAUAUUUUUUAGAACA